CAGCCUAAUGCCGGUCAAAUGCCAUGAAUGCUGAUAGUUCUUCUCUACAGCCACGAUCUCGACUACAUACUAUACGUCCUGAACAAGGUAGGAACGAGACAACUUCGCCCUCAUCCCCACACCCUUGAACCGGCAUUAUCCACACGUAGAAUCCUCCCGCUUACAACCAUCCAACACAAUGAUAUCAAGAUGAUAAGAAAAUGCUAAGAAUACGUCCUUGGUAAAGCUUACGCCCAGACGACGAUCGCGCUCGGCGCUGCAAGCUAGUAUCGAAAACCAACCACAUCGCGUUGAUCUCGACCUAGAUCUCGACCUCGAGUGAGGGAAUGUCCAGCCGCACAUCUACAUUCCCGCCCAUGUUGCUUUCGAGUAUAGAUACGCAGUGUGUAGCUCAAUCAACUCAUCAGAUACACGACCAGAAUCCCAAGCAUGGGACACACACAAGAGCAAGGGCGAAAGACCACACAGUGAAUAUAUACAGAUCUAAAAGCACACGUGAGAAAGACACGAUAGCCGCCAUCCAUCCAGCCAGCCAACAUAUCCGCAUACAAACCAGCCUAAAGCGGGGGCCAAAAUCCUUCAGCCUUACGCCCUCCUACCUACCUUGGACGCCCUCCCCCCACCCCAUCGCAAACCCUGACCUACGAGGCGUAGAUCAAAGGACCAUAACCCCAAACCCCGCCUCUGGCUCCCAACCCUGGCUGGCUGGAUGGCCACAAUCCCGUCGGUUGUACUACGCAUGCGAGGCAAGCGAGGCCUGUGACGCUGGGGGGGAUGUAACGCGGGCGGAAUCGUGUGGGUGGCAUACUAGGGGCUUGGGUCUUGGGUUGCAGGAUGAUGGAGGGGAAGGGCGUGAUGUCGGGUUGGAGAUCUGAACUGGGUUUGUGUGUUGGCGCUGGCUUGGGGUUCACAUAGCCUACUGCGUGGGUGGGUAGAUACUCUGUUCUACGUCUUUGUGUCCGUCUGCCCGCUUCCCGUGUAGCUGUUUCCCACGGGUUCAUCUUCUGUUGAUUAAUUGAUUGAUUGAUGUCCCAUGCCCCAGGUUGUUGAACCCGCGGAUUUCGCCCAAUAGAACAGUGUUGUAGAGGGACGC
This is a messenger RNA of Dothidotthia symphoricarpi CBS 119687, 1093 nucleotides long. RefSeq lists its product as uncharacterized. The coding region runs from base 327 to 875 and encodes 182 amino acids. The record is from RefSeq and is a predicted model, not a curated record. Lineage: Eukaryota; Fungi; Ascomycota; Dothideomycetes; Pleosporales; Dothidotthiaceae. The transcript has a single exon.